Messenger RNA from Exaiptasia diaphana, 2190 nucleotides. Its product is annotated as ventral anterior homeobox 2b. The coding region runs from base 915 to 1388 and encodes 157 amino acids. The transcript is spliced from 3 exons. NCBI's taxonomy places the organism in Eukaryota, Metazoa, Cnidaria, Anthozoa, Actiniaria, Aiptasiidae. Gene Ontology annotation, molecular function: DNA binding; DNA-binding transcription factor activity, RNA polymerase II-specific. The record is from RefSeq and is a predicted model, not a curated record. Gene Ontology annotation, biological process: regulation of DNA-templated transcription.
UACGUAUAAUUACAGUAUAAUUAGUACAUGGCCUGAAGAGAACCACGCCACUCAUAAUAAUCACACGGAGACCACUCAGAAACCUUGGAGCUAAAUAAAUUAGAUGAAACAGCAGGGAAUUCAGGCCAAAACGAACUAGAAGUCAUUAGAACCAAGUAGGGGUCGUUGUCCAAGUGAAACACCUUGUAUCAUCUUGAUUGAUUCUAUCUCCCUUCAAUGAGAAAUCUUGUCGGAAUAUCUUCAGCGGUAUUUAUACUUAUAUUCCACAAGUUAAGAAGCUUUUAAAGAGUUUGUUGUCUUAUUAUGUACGAUAGCCCGUGUGCAUUAGUCAUCCAUCUUGACAUGACCACGUAAACGAAAUAUAGCCAUGCAGCUGCAAAUAUCCAUUGGCUUCUCGCUCUUGAUUGGCUGAAGACCAGCAGCUGGCAAUCCAUAACUAAUGAUAAAGUGGAUUAGAAAGAAAGAAUUUCUUUGAUAUUAACUAUUAAUGAACACUAAGUACUCUGACAGGAACGUUUGUUGACUCUAUGGAAUUCACUUUUUGAAAUAUGUACCUUUUGUACAAAAAUAUUUGACUUUUAAUCCAAUUUCAGAAAUAAGUGAAGUUUUACAUCUCCUUAUAGACUGUUUACAUGAUGGGUACUUUGUUUACUAUAGAAGUGUUAUAUAUAAACAUUUAGUUCACUCAAUUUGGUAGAAUGAUGAACUGGGGCUGUAGGCAAGACACUAAGGUUCUGUACACCUUAAUCAGUUAACUGAGACAUAACAAUUAAGAUAGAUGCGAAAAUUAAAUAUGUCAUUUGCCAUUGAUUAAGCAUAGGGCGGGCAUUGACUUCUAUUAAGUUUAUUCAACAACAUAAAGACGGCAUUCCGGUACACARCAACACAGGGAACAGUAACAGGCACAAUUAGAGAUGGAUUCCAAAGGAAGUCCUCGUCGUUCUCCACCGCCAUUAGUGUCGAUGGCUCAUGAUAAUACAAGGCGAGAUUCUCUUGUUGGACUUCAAAGAUUAGUGUACAACGCUCAAGUGCUGCCACAAGACAAGGAAGACGUCAAAACUGCUCUAGAUGAUGAGUCGCCCGUCAAGGAACAAGUAUCAGUUCUGACGUCACACCGUGACGUGCGUGAAAACGAGUCAGCGCAUCUACAGCGUCGAUUGUCUAGUCCCAGGCCUAAGCGUUGCAGAACGUCCUUCACGCCAGCGCAGUUGGAACGCUUAGAAGAUGAGUUUCGUCUUGAUAUGUACGUAGUGGGGUUAAAAAGAAUGAAACUUGCCAACGAACUGUUACUUAGUGAACGCCAAGUUAAAGUAUGGUUUCAAAAUCGCAGAAUGAAAUAUAAACGCGAACGCGCGAAAUUACGUCUUCCGAUGGAUGGUAAUAAUUAAUUGAAUCAAGUAUAAAGGUGUAAUAUACAUAGGUUUAUUUCAUAGAUAAAAUCAUGUUAUAAAUGUACUAAUCUGGAUAAUAAGACUGCAUAGCAGUGCCUACUUGACUGUAAUUUUUUCUAAUGGCACAGAAUAGAAAGCCGCCGUGCGUCCGUCCGCCCUCUUCAAAAAACCUGUAAAUUCCUUCAGAGGCAGUUCAAGAAAUUUUCCAGGGGGCCUUCCGUGUUCCAAAUGAAUAAAUGAUKACACUUUUACGAUAAACUAUAAUAUUCUAAUUGAACACCCCCGGAUCCGCGCUUUCGUGUCAGAAAUAGAGACGCAAUAUAGAAGUGAUUUUUUUUCCUUGAAAAGCACUAUUUUCUGGUAUUUUAAACUUCAAUCACCGCAAAGUUGCCACUGCUUUGCAGUCUAUUUUCAAAAUAAAUACUAAAUACAGCACAAUGGUGUAUGUAUUCUACUUUUUACAUCUUCUCUGUCGAACCAAUAAAAAUCUUCUGUGCCUUUGAGGCUAUAAUUCAAAGAAAGUCGAUGCGUGGUCUGUAUUGGAGAGUCAUCACUGUUCCUUCCUGGAAAAUAAAGUAUUGUUAACUGUUUUAUACACCGUCGGUUUAACUUCCUCUUCUUAAAAAUUAAAGAAAAAGGAUAAAGGCUUGUACCAAGUCGCUUCAUUCACUUUUUUAUUGUUCACAGUAGCAAAAAUAGAGUAGAAAUUGUGUACAUAUCUAAAGCGACUGGAUAUAUGUAGACCUGUMUUGUAAUAUGAUGGUAGAAUACUCUUUUGAAAUAAAGGAAAAACAAACCA